AUGGUGUCUAGUAAGAUUAACAACCAGGGAAUGUCAGCAGAAAUGUUUGCUACUUACCUCAAUGUAACCAACUUUCCAUUCAACGAAUUUAAAAAAGGAUCUCGGAUAUACUUUGAGAUUAUGUUUAGAUGGAAGUGUGAUGAUCCAAUCAAGAACACCGUUGUUACGUUACAAGACAUUCUUAUUGAAAUGGAAAGAUCGGACAUCGUCGAAGACAUUCGUUGCUUUGAUAAAUCGCAAUACCGAGUUGAUACAGAAUUCCUAGGGUGUGACGAGGAGGUAUCAGAUUCAGAUUUUAGAACUUUAGAACAGCGUUUAUCAACGGACUACAUCCCUCUUGUGCGGUUCCUCGGACUCCCACAUCACAUUAUUCAGCAAAUAGAGGCUGACUACUCAAAUUCCAUCCGGAAACGGAUAUUUAUGUCAAUGAAGAGAAUCGCCACAGAUUUCAAACCACUAAGAAAACUGGAACUUUGCAAUGGACUCGUGUACAUAUCUAGAAAAGAUGUUAUUGACGCCCUCCAUCAUAAGUGGAAUUGCGUCAAGUCUACACUACCCUGUGAAAUUCCAGGAUUUAGUGAAGUCUAAAAGAACUGGUGUUUUUCACAUUUUGAAACAUUGAAUUCUACAUUUGUUGUCUAUCAAAUAUGGUUCCUGUUUCAAUUUAGAACUGUCAAUGAUGACAAACAUUUGUAUGAUUUGUGCUGAUCUCAGGAGCAGAUCCAGGAAUUGCGUUGGGGGGAGGCAACUGUAUGCUGCGGGGGAUCUUGCCGGAUCUUGUUUAUGUUGCAUUAUCACAUUGAACACAUAUAGGGCUCACGGCAGGUGUGACCGGUCCACAGGGGAUGCUUACUCCUCCUAGACACAUGAUCCCACCUAAGGUGUGUUCAGUGAUCCGUGUCUGCGCAACUCUCUGUUUUGUAUUUCUUAUAAGAGUUAUGCGAUUGAUCAUUGUUCGUUAUAUUCACCUUUCAUUGUACAGAAUGCUGUGAAUCUAGAAUAAGAUGACUUUAAAUGAGAAUUGUAUUUUGACAUUGUUAUAAGUUUUUGAACCUUUUCAGAUUGAUACUUUUAUGUGGUUUGUAAUUCCCUUUGGCGAUAACAUUGCCGGUUAUUUUUUGUAUUGUACUAUUACAUUGUACAUAAUUCUGUGAAUGCAGUAUAAAUAUGUAAUAUCCUCUAUAUAAU
Ostrea edulis (European flat oyster) is the source of this 1188-nucleotide messenger RNA. RefSeq lists its product as uncharacterized. The transcript has a single exon. NCBI's taxonomy places the organism in Eukaryota, Metazoa, Mollusca, Bivalvia, Ostreida, Ostreidae. The record is from RefSeq and is a predicted model, not a curated record. The coding region runs from base 1 to 588 and encodes 195 amino acids.